AUGGGCAGUCUCUGCGGCAAACCGUCCCCCACCGGCACCCCCGCGCGCAACUCGCUGCUCCCCACGUUCGCCAGCGGUUAUGGAGAGCUAGACAAUGGGGAGCAGCCGGCGCCGCCGAAUGCGAGGGUUGCGGCCGCGGCGGCGGCGGAGAAACGAAAUACGAGUACGGCGCAGAAGGGCAAGCGGGGGCAGCAGAAGAGAAAGACACCGGGGGAGGUAGUGAAGGAGGGUGGAGAGGUGAAGGUGGAGGUGGAGGGGAAGGAGGGGAAGAAGGUGUGGGAUUAG
Morchella importuna is the source of this 285-nucleotide messenger RNA. RefSeq lists its product as uncharacterized. NCBI's taxonomy places the organism in Eukaryota, Fungi, Ascomycota, Pezizomycetes, Pezizales, Morchellaceae. Bases 1 to 285 code for a protein of 94 amino acids. The record is from RefSeq and is a predicted model, not a curated record. The transcript has 2 exons.